Molecule: messenger RNA, 273 nt
Organism: Phaeodactylum tricornutum CCAP 1055/1
Lineage: Eukaryota; Bacillariophyta; Bacillariophyceae; Surirellales; Neidiaceae
Exons: 1
Molecular function (GO): protein binding
Source: RefSeq, a predicted model, not a curated record
GUAAUGUCACACCCUUCUUCCUUGCCAUUCUUACGUCCGGUGAAUGCAGCUGCUCUUAAUCUCAAAGACUACCAUAUAAUCAUCACGAAGCCUAUGGACCUUGGAACGGUCUACUCUCGAUGUCUACUCGGAGAGUAUGCAACACUCAACGAUCUAGUCUCUGAUGUCGAGUUAGUCGCUUCAAACGCGAAGCGAUACAAUCCGGAAGGCCAUUUUGUUCACUCGAAAGCCGAAGAAAUGAGGUCUCUCUUUUUCGGGGAGCUUAAGAAACUA